AUGGCAGAUGGGGCGCAGGCCAACCCCAAAGGGUUCAGCAAGAAGGUGCUGGCUAGAUGCCCCUCUGGGUGGAGGGGCCCAAGCCUUGGGGCCGCUUGUCCUUUGAGAACCUCCAGGUCUAGCCUGGGUGUGAAGCUCCUCACCGUCGCCCUCCUGGCCGGCAGCGUUCCGUCCACAGCCCAGGGCAGCCUGCUCAACCUGAAGUUCAUGGUGGAAGCCAUCACAGGGAGGAGUGCCAUCCUGUCCUACGUGGGCUAUGGCUGCUACUGCGGGCUGGGGGGGCAGGGCCAGCCCAAGGACGAGGUGGACUGGUGCUGCCAUGCCCAUGACUGCUGCUACGAGAAGCUCUUUGAUCAGGGCUGUGCCCCCUACGUGGACCACUACGACUACACCAUCGAGAAUAACACCGAGAUAGUCUGCAGUGAGCUCAACAAGACACAGUGUGACAAGCAGACGUGCGAGUGUGACAAGAACGUGGUCCAGUGCAUCAGGGACCAGACGUACAGGGAGGAGUACCGCGGCUACCUCAACGUCUACUGCCAGGGCCCCAUGCCCAAAUGCAGCAUCUACGACCCGCCCCCAGGGGAGGCGGCCUGCACACAUGGCUCCCUGGUGCCCCCCGCCCCUCCCUAG
This is a messenger RNA of Propithecus coquereli (Coquerel's sifaka), 633 nucleotides long. RefSeq names its product phospholipase A2, group IIF (gene PLA2G2F). The record is from RefSeq and is a predicted model, not a curated record. The coding region runs from base 1 to 633 and encodes 210 amino acids. Gene Ontology annotation, molecular function: calcium ion binding; phospholipid binding. Lineage: Eukaryota; Metazoa; Chordata; Mammalia; Primates; Indriidae. Gene Ontology annotation, biological process: arachidonate secretion; phospholipid metabolic process; negative regulation of T cell proliferation. The transcript is spliced from 5 exons.